Messenger RNA from Vidua macroura (Pin-tailed whydah), 2353 nucleotides. It is a transcript of the gene APMAP, whose product is annotated as adipocyte plasma membrane associated protein. Gene Ontology annotation, biological process: biosynthetic process. The record is from RefSeq and is a predicted model, not a curated record. The transcript has 11 exons. Lineage: Eukaryota; Metazoa; Chordata; Aves; Passeriformes; Viduidae. Gene Ontology annotation, molecular function: strictosidine synthase activity. The coding region runs from base 413 to 1699 and encodes 428 amino acids.
UGCCGAGCGCUGGCGAUUGGAGUCACCCGACCUUGUUCUAAGGCUGGGUACCAAGCUCCCAUCGCUGUCUACACUGAGAGCAUUCCCAAAUUCAAACCCAGAUACUUCUGCGAGGCAGAAGCACGGGAUGGAUUUUACUGGAAAAGGAAAGACCUCUGAAGGAAAAGGCCUGACUGGCUAUCCUCUUGCCAAGAGGUUUUCCCAUGCAAAUCCCUCUAUACUCCUUCCCUCCACGCCGUUGCCUCCCAUCCAGAAGAGCUCUCCUUCCACCAUGCCAAGUUAGACAUGCAGCGGAGAGCAGGAGAAUGGGGAAAAUGGCAGUGGCUGUGAUGAGUACAGGGUAAAAAUACAGGAGCUGAGUUCAGAGGGAAAAGGACAUAAGGCUUUCUUGCUGUAUUCCAUAGGUGGGGAUAUGAAGAAGGGGUCAUUGGGACUGCCUUUGAUCCCCCCUACACACAAGGCAGGAAGUCCCCCUGUUGACAGUGCUGCAGGGUCCCUGCCAAGCUCUCCAUAUCUGGAUUCCCAGGAGUCCCAGGAGAUGAGUACUUACAGCAGCAAGGUGUUCCGUGUUACCUUCCUGACUUUAGCUGUGUCUGUGGCUGUGCCACUGCUUGGAGUGACUGUUCUCCUGGAUUGUCCUAUAGACCCUCAGCCCAUAAGUUUGAAGGAGCCUCCCCUCCUGACGGGUGUUUUAGAGCCCAACACCAAAUUACGAAAAGCUGAACGGCUGUGGGAAAACCAGCUGGUUGGACCAGAGUCCAUUGUCAAUAUUGGGGAUGUUCUGUUUACUGGGACAGCUGAUGGGAAGAUUAUCAAAAUUGAAGAUGGGGAAAUACAAACAAUAGCCAGAAUUGGCCACGGUCCUUGUGGAGGCCAUGAAGAUGAGGCAACGUGUGGAAGACCACUUGGCAUGCGAGUGGGGCCGAAUAACACCCUGUUUGUGGCAGAUGCUUAUUAUGGACUCUAUGAAGUUGAUCCUGGUACAGGUGAAACAAAGACGCUUGUGUCAACCAAAACACCGAUAGAAGGCCAGAAGUUGUCAUUUGUAAAUGAUCUUACAGUGACCAGGGAUGGGAGGAAGAUCUACUUCACUGACUCCAGCAGUAAAUGGCAAAGACAAGACUACUUGUUCCUGGUUAUGGAAGGCACAGAUGAUGGGCGCCUCCUUGAAUAUGACACGGUGACAAAAGAAGUGAAAGUCUUAAUGGUGGGGCUGAGGUUUCCCAAUGGUGUGCAGCUCUCUCCUGCAGAAGACUUUGUCUUGGUGCAGGAGACAACCAUGGCUAGAAUAAGAAGGUAUUAUGUGUCUGGGCUGAUGAAAGGUGGAGCAGAUAUGUUUGUUGAGAAUAUGCCUGGUCUUCCAGACAAUAUCAGGUUAAGCAGCUCUGGAGGAUAUUGGGUAGCUAUGGCAGCUGUGCGACCCAAUCCUGGAUUUUCUUUGUUGGACUUCUUAUCUGAAAAAACAUGGAUUAAAAGGAUGAUAUUUAAGUUGCUGAGUCAGGAAACUGUGACAAAGUUUGUACCCAAAUAUAGCCUUGUUGUUGAACUCAGUGAGACAGGAUCCUACAAAAGAAGCUUCCAUGAUCCCAACGGAGUGACAGUAGCUUAUGUCAGCGAGGCACACGAGCACAACGGACACCUUUACCUGGGAUCCUUCUGCUCUCCCUAUAUUGGCAGACUUGAUCUCCAGCAUGUUUAACUGCCCACCCACGAUGGAGUCCCACUGUCCUGUACUACUCCAGAUGUGCAAAGGAAGCAUGUGCUUGAAGCAGUGUGUGACCAAGUGACAAAAAGAGUGACGAAAAGUGACAGUCAGUCUGUUAAGGUGCAGGAGCACUGUCUCCAUAGUAAGAGAUACAGUUUGAGUUAACUGUCCUCUGUCUUGGCUGACUGCUCAUGCUCUGGAGUUGGCCUGUAUUACUGUUCAUAUCUGAGGACUAUGGUGAGGCAUCUUCGCUCAGUUCUUUGUUCCUCCAAGGAAAUCCAUUGGUUUUCCUGUGCCCAGCCUUGUUUGGAAUCGUCUUGAACAGACACCAUCAUGUCGCCUUUAAUGCAACUGUAUGUCCUCUUACUCUGGAAGGAAUUGUGAUGGAUGGAAUUUAAUUGUGUGUGAUUUGGGUGGAAGAGGGUGGCUUGCAUGUGUUUAUUUCUGUUUUAGUGCCUCCUGUCCAGGAGCGAUUACAGUGCAUGUUCUAAUGUUAUACCAUGGUGCUGUGGUAGAGGCAGCAACAUCCAAGACAUGCCUAGGAAUCUAGUUAUGCCAUUGGGUUUCUUCAGUCCCAGCCUGUGUAAGUAAUAUCAGACAUUGCAAUUAACUGUUAAUCAACAUGCAGAAAAUCAAAUUGGAUCGUUA